CUGGCUGAAAAUUCCAGGUACCCUUUGUCGGAGGAAGAAUUUCCCAAGGACCAAGUAGUAGGCAUCGCAGGUCGAUCUUCCAUUUCCUGCUACGAUAUUGUGGCCACCUACAAGGGUGUCAGCGCCCACGCGGCUGCUAAUCCGUAGGAAGGUAGAAAUGCCCUCGACGCGCUGGUCAUGGCAUAUAACGGUAUCUCGAUGUUACGCCAGCAGAUAAGAACGGACGAGCGAAUUCAUGGAGCCAUAAUUCAGGCACCUACAGCAACAAACUCUAUCCCCGAGCUUACCUGCACCAAAUAUACGAUCCGCAGCCGAACAAUCGAAAGAACACGAGCACUUGGGGCCCGCGUCAAAAAAUGCCUGGAAGCAGGUGCUUUGGCUACUGAGUGUUCUGUGGAUAUAGAAGAAACUCAAAUCUAUGCCGAUUUGGUAGUGAAUCCACCUUUAUGUGGAUGCUUUCAGGAGUGUAUGAGCGAUCUGGGAGAAACAAUUCUGUCCCACGAUGAGCUUCUCAUGGCCGGCUCCACCGACCAGGGCAAUGUGUCUCUGAUAGUUCCUGCCCUGCACGGACUUAUCGGGAUCCCGGUUAGCGAUGGAGCUAAGAAUCAGACGCGGCAGUUUACGGCGGCAGCUGCAACAGACGAGGCCCAUCGAAGGAUGAUUAUCGCUGGGAAGGCAAUGGCAAUGAGCGGAUGGCGUUUACUAGUGGAUGACGACUUUUUCGGAAUGACAAGCGUCGCGUUUGCCGAGAUGAAGAAUACAGCAUAG
Messenger RNA from Penicillium brasilianum, 768 nucleotides. Lineage: Eukaryota; Fungi; Ascomycota; Eurotiomycetes; Eurotiales; Aspergillaceae. The record is from the annotation of a GenBank genome assembly.